Paraglomus occultum is the source of this 255-nucleotide messenger RNA. NCBI's taxonomy places the organism in Eukaryota, Fungi, Glomeromycota, Glomeromycetes, Paraglomerales, Paraglomeraceae. The record is from the annotation of a GenBank genome assembly.
AUGAAAAUUACGGCCAGAGCGCUUUCGUUCUGGACGUAUCAGACCACGCAGGAGUCCUGGUUGCAGGACAUACUAUACAGAAACCUGCAAGAGUCCGUCUUAUCUGGUCUUCGACCAGAUAUAGUUAUAGAAAUUACGGCCAGAGCGCUUUCGUUCUGGACGUAUCAAACAACGCAGGAGUCCUGGUUGCAGGACAUACUAUACAGAAACCUGCAAGAAAAGUGCCAGCAUUUAGAAAACAGUUGCACCUGGUAA